GCAUGGAGUUUGUCACUGGCUACCGGGCCGAGAUCCUGGACUUUGCGGAGCUGCUCUUCAGCUGGUACCGGCGCUUCCUGUUGGACUCGGCCUGCCGGCGAGGCAGCGAGCGCCGCAAGCGCCAGGAGGGCUCCAUCCGGCGACUGCCCCCGGAUCCGGCCCUCUGGGUGCUGCACGCCUUGCCCAACCGGGCGCUGGCCUUCACCGUGGCCGACCCGGGGCAGCAGGUGGGCGGCCGUUUCUACAGCGAGGAGGCGCUGGCCCUGGGGGACCUGGAGCGCUUCAUCACCUUCGUGGGCGCCGGCGAGGAGGAUGACGAGGAGGCCACACCUGAGACAGGUGAGGGGCGCCGGAGGUUGCAGGGCUUGGGGCAGGUAGCCACAGCAUCCCCGGAAGGGCAGCCAGGGCUCUGCUCUGUGUGGGAUGUGAUACCUAAGUAGCAGUCAAUACAACAUUCCUUGUUUUCCUAGAGUGGACAUGCAAGGGGAUGUUUGGUCCAGCCAGUCAAAAACUUCCUGUUUCCUCCUCGCUGGGCUAUCCUUCCUUUGCAUGUGACUAGAGGUGGGCGUGACCUUACCUGUCCAGGUAACACAAAAGGACAGGACAUGCAGCGCUCUCUCUCUCUUCGACUUCCUCCAUCGUUGGAGCAGCUUUUAGCUAACGGAGGUUUCAAAUCCUUCCUGUCAUUUUGUCCAAUUCUGCAUAGUCCAUUAAUUUCGCCUGCCAUUCUUCCUUCAUCGGAAUUUCUUCUUGUUUCCAUUUUUGGGCCAACAAUACUCUUGUCGCUGUUGGUGCAUAUAAGAACAGCUUGACAUCUUGUCUAUUAAUGUCUUGGCCUAUAAUACCAAGUAAAAAUGCUUCUGGUUUUUUAAAGAAUGUAUAUUUCAACAUCUUUUCAUCUCAUUAUAUAUCAUUUCCCAGAAGUUCUUUACUUUCUUACAUUCCUACCACAUGUGAUAAAAUGUUCCUUCUUUUUCUUUACAUUUCCAACAUUUAUUAUUUGUCUUAUACAUUUUAGCUAAUUUCACUGGUGUAAUAUAUCAAUUUAUACAUCAUUUUCAUAAUAUUCUCUUUCAAAGCAUUACAAGCUGUAAAUUUUAUCCUUUCAUUCCACAACCUUUCCCAUACCAGGAACAUACAAUUCAAUACCGAAUUGUGUGAUAAUGAGAGGCUUAAACAAGCCUGCAAGCAGCUCUCUGUUGUGCUCUGUAAAGGGGAAUUCACUCUGCUAAGGAAAGGGACUUGCUAGCACAAGUUAGGAAGGAUAUUAACAAACAAGAUAUCCUCUCCUGCCACCCGGAACAUUCCCACACUUGCCUCCGCAGAGGGAGGGGGAAUCAGCGCUUCUGAAUGCCCGUUGCCGGAAGCCACACGAGGGGGGAGCUGCUCUCGUGGAUGGAUCCUGCUUGCCUGUUUCCUACAGGCAACGGGGAGAACAGGAUGUUGGACCAGGUGGGCCACUGGCCUGAUCCAGGGCUCUUCUCACAUUUCCAUGGAGCCUCCAGGCCCAGGAACAGUCUAUCCCGAACCCUCGGUCCUUAGGGGCAUUUGGCUACUGGGAGGACAGGAGGUUGGACUCUGCGGGUCGUUGGCUGGAUCCAGCCAAUGGCUCUCCUCACACGGAGGUCCAGCUCCGAGGGCCUUCUGGCAGUUCCCUCCCUGCAAGAAGUGAGGUUGCAGGGAACCAGGCAGAGGGCCUUCUCAGUGGUGGCGCCCGCCCUGUGGAACACCCUCCCAGCAGAUGUCAAGGAAAUAAACAACUAUCUGACUUUUAGAAGACAUCUGAAGGUAGCCCUGCUUGGGGAUUUUUUUUAAAAAAAUGUUUGAUGUUUUAUUCUUUUUUUAAAUAUUCUGUUGGGAGCUGCUCAGAGUGGCUGGGGAACCUCAGCCACAUGGGUGGGGUAUAAAUUAUAAUUAUUAUUAUAAUGAUUAUAAUCCUUUCGUUCUCCUGCAGGCCAGCCGCUCUGGCGCGUGGACCACCUCCUGCUGGUGACGGACGAGCACGGCAGCAUCUUGGGCUUUGACUUCCAGCUGGGGGGGUCCUGUGCAGGGGCCACGGGGGCCGAGCAGCCCCUGGAGCCGCGUGCCGUCGCCCUCCUGUGCCACAGCAUGAUCUGCCCUCUGGGCACAGGGGAGCCGCGCAGGCCCAAGCUGCUCACCGUGGGAGACGCGGCCUUGCACAAGUGAGAGGCUGCGCCACUUGGUUGCAGCGCAUGACGCAGCUUCCGAGGGGCUCCUCCUUUGGUGGCAGGGCAGGGGGGGGGCACAAAGAGAAGAAUAAGCACAUUUUAAAAGAGGUUGUGCAAUACAUUUGCCCCCACCCUUUUUAAAAGAAGCAGCAAGAGAGGAGCUGACAACAGAGACCCCAUGUUCAGGGGCAGGGUACCUCCAAGGCCCAAAUAGCCUGCAAACAUGGGGCUACCUGCGCUUCGCCCUGCCUUGGAACUUCCUUGAGGCACCUGGGCCAGCUAGAGUUAGCCAGAUCCACCCCGGAGAGGGAAGGGGGUGACCCAUAGCUGGGGAAGGGCAGCCAGUUCUGCUGCUGUUGCCCACAGGUCCUCCUGCCCCCAGGCUUCCAAUGGGGGCAUCUGGGAGAAGAGGUGCUCUUGUGGAACCUCCAGGCCCAGAGACAGUCUAUCUGGGUCCUGGGUCCCAUGGGGCCCUUGGCCGCUGGGCGCUGGUCCCCCUUGGGCCUGAUCCAGCCGGUGUCCUCCUGUCUAGGUCCCUGGAGCCGCUGCUCUCGAGGCUGGGGGUGAAGAUGAGCAAGGGCCCGAUGCGCGGCUGGGGCCCCAAGCCGGCCUUCACGUUCCCCACCACCCGUGUGCGGGCCUGCCACGUCUGCAAGAGGUACAGCUUCGAGGGACAAGUCACGGCGUGGUGAGCAGCACCCCAGAGAAGGUUCCCUCCCCACCCCGCUUUCCACCCAGGCACGCCCGUCGGCACACACCACCGACGCUUGUACAAACCCCCAACUCUUGCUCUGCCACACCUUUGCAAAGCAGUGGGAGCCCAGCGGGUGCGUUGCAGAAGUUGGUACCGGGUUGCCCUUUGCUGGAAUUCCAGCAUGGCCGGGGUGUGGGAUGUGAAACACAAGAGCAGUCAAGUACAACAUUCCUAGAGUGAACAUGUUUACACAUGGGGAGGAGUGUUUGUCCAGCCAGCAGGUAAACUUCCUGUUUCCUUCUGGGCUGGGACAGAUUUCCUCUGCAUGUGACUAGAGGUGGGUGUGGCCUCACCUGUGCAGGUAACGACAAAAGCAGAGGGCAGGGCAGCCAUCUCUCUCUCUUUGACUACAUGCAUUGAAGAAGCUUAGCCAAAGAUGCCCUCUUGGCUUCCAAGAGAGGACAAAGGGACUGUCUUCUUAUGAGAUAGUUUCCAGGUGUGUGUUACUUUUCUAAGCUAAGUCUGCCUCCUGGGAUCCGAUUGUGAACAGAAUGGUGUGUGAGUAAACCUUUUUAUACUUUUAUAGAAGACUGUGUCAUGUCUUAUCUUUUAUGAGGGAAUAAGGGGAAAAUACCAGAGCAGUUAUUAUAUAUAUAUAUAUUUUAAAUGAUAUUUAUUGGAAAAAUUUUUUUUUAAAAAAUUACACACACACACACACACACACAAAAACAAGACAGAAAAAGAAAAAGAAAAGAUAAAACCAUCAUUCUCAAAUUCUCCACUUUCAAUACCUUCUUUCUUUGACCUCCUCCUCCUCCCUUUUCUUGUAUCCUGAUUAAUAAUAAUCACAGCAAAUCCUUUCCAUAAUUCAUAGUAUUCUGUCAUUACAUUACCUUAAUCUAUUUUCAUCUUAGCUUAUAGAAAACCUUAAAGUUUAAAACUUAAAUCUUAUUUUUACCAACUUCUCCUAGCCAUAACAUUCUUACCAAAUUCUUUAGACAUUUUUACAAGAGCCAAGUAAUUUCAUUUCAACAUUUUUCUAGCAUUCAUCAAUUUUAUAGAACAAUCCUAAUGGUAGGAAAAAAAAGAAAUGAACAAUCCAAUCUUCAUCCAGCGUCCCUUCCUCCUGGUCCCGGGUUUUGUCAGUCCUUUUUAUCUUGUUAAUCUAACACAUUAACCUGGUAAUCUUAUAUCCGAAGCCCUCAAGUCUCUUCCAUGUCCCUUCCGCAGCUCUUCUUCAUAUUUUCCUUUCAUUCGUGGGAACUCCAGCUUGAUAGUGUUUUUUUUGUGUGUUUUUUUUUGAAUAAUUUUUAUUAAAGUUUUAAACAAAGAAAAAAGAAAAAACAACACACACACACACAAAAAAAUACAAAAUUUAACAAUAAAAACACACAACAUAACAAUUUAAAACAAACUCUCUUUUACAUUCCCAAUUUUGAAUUACUUAUUUUCUGGACUUCCUCAUACCUCCCUCUUUUGUAUUCCAAUCUACAUUAUUUGUCCAGCAGUUUCUUUUCCACUUUUUAAAACCCAAUCUUUAAUUUAAUGAAAUAUUAAACUAUAUAGCUUCAGCUUUUUUAAACAUAAUCCUUGUUCUUAAUGUCAUAUACCUUUAAAUUUUUCCCUUUUUUUAUCAAAUUUCCAUUUCUUUAAACAUCUUUAAUCCUAAUCCUUAAUCUUAAUCUAUCUAUCACUUUAAAUCCUGUACAGCUGGAAGCCACUUAUUUUCAAUCCAACAUCCCUCUAACAUUCUUUAAUUUUACAAUGUUUCUGCAGAUAGUCUUUGAAUUUCUUCCAGUCUUCCUCCAUCGACUCUUCUCCCUGGUCACAGAUUCUACCAGUCAUUUCCGCCAGUUCCAUAUAGUCCAUAAGUUUCAUCUGCCAUUCCUCCAGCGUGGGAAGUUCUUGUGUCUUCCAAUACUUUGCGAUGAGUAUUCUUGCUGCUGUUGUUGCAUACAUAAAGAAAGUUCUAUCCUUUUUUAACACCAUUUGGCCCACUAUGCCCAGGAGAAAGGCCUCUGGUUUCUUGGGGAAGGUACAGUGGUGCCUCGCAAGACGAAAUUAAUCCGUUCCGCGAGAGUCUUCGUCUAGCGGUUUUUUCGUCUUGCGAAGCAAGCCCAUUGACGGAUUAGCGCUAUUAGCGCUAUUAGCGGUUUAGCGGCUAUUAAAGGCUUAAAGGCUUAGGGGAUUAGCUGCUAAAAGGCUAUUAAAGGCUAUUAAAGGCUUAGCAGAUUAGAUAAAGGGGAAGCGAAAAAAAUCUCAAGACUCGCAAGGUAUUUUCGUCUUGCGAAGCAAGCCCAUAGGGGAAUUCGUCCUGUGAAGCAACUUCAAAACGGAAAACCCUUUCGUCUAGCGGUUUUUCCGUCUUGCGAGGCAUUCAUCUUGCGGGGCACCACUGUAUACUUAAAUACCUUUUUUAAUUCAUUAUAUAUCAUUUCCCAGAAAGCCUUAAUCUUUGGGCACGUCCACCAAAGGUGAAAAAAUGUACCUUCAGUUUCUUUACAUUUCCAACAUUUGUUAUCGGGCAAGUGAUAGAUUUUCGCAAGCUUGACUGGGGUUAUGUACCACCUGUAUAUCAUUUUCAUAAUAUUCUCUCUUAAGGCAUUACAUGCCGUAAAUUUCAUACCAGUGGUCCAUAACUGUUCCCAGUCAGCAAACAUAAUGUUGUGUCCUACGUCCUGCGCCCAUUUAAUCAUAGCCGAUUUUACCGUUUCAUCUUGAGUAUUCCAUUUCAGCAGCAAGUUAUACAUUCUUGACAGAUUCUUAGUAUUGGGUUCUAACAAUUCUGUUUCUAGUUUUGAUUUUUCCACCUCGAAGCCAAUUUUCCUGUCUAAUUUAAAUGCCUCCAUUAUUUGAUAAUAAUGAAGCCAGUCUCGCACUUUGUUUUUUAAUUUUUCAAAACUCUGCAAUUUCAGUCUAUCUCCGUCUUGUUCCAAGAUUUCCCAAUAUUUCGGCCAUUUGACCUCCAUAUUGACCCUUUUCAAGGCUUUCGCUUCCAUUGGUGACAGCCACCUUGGGGUUUUAUUUUCUAACAAAUCCUUAUAUCUUAUCCAAACAUUAAAUAGCGCUUUCCUGACAAUGUGGUUUUAAAUGCUUUGUGUGCUUUGACCUUAUCAUACCAUAAAUAUGCAUGCCAUCCAAAUACAUUAUUAAAACCUUCCAAGUCCAAAAUGUCAGUGUUUUCAAGAAGUAGCCAUUCUUUCAACCAGCAAAAAGCUGCUGCUUCAUAAUAAAGUUUGAGGUCUGGCAGGGCAAAUCCACCUCUUUCCUUUGCAUCUGUUAAAAUUUUAAAUUUUAUUCUAGGUUUCUUGCCCUGCCAGACAAAUUUAGAAAUAUCUUUCUGCCACCUCUUGAAACAGUCCAUUUUGUCCACAAUCUGCAAAGUUUGAAACAAAAACAACAUUCUAGGCAAUACAUUCAUUUUUAUCGCAGCAAUACGGCCUAGCAGUGAAAGCUUCAAGUUUGACCAAAUUUCUAAAUCUUUUUCACUUCUGACCAACAUUUUUCAUAGUUAUCUUUAAAUAAAUUCCCAUUUUUGCUGUCAUGUUAAUCCCCAAGUAUUUAACUUUCUUAACCACUGUUAACCCUGUCUCAUUCUGAAACCUCUCUCUUUCAAAAGAUGUUAAAUUUUUCUCUAAAACCUUGGUUUUUGAUUUGUUCAAUUUAAAUCCUGCCACUUGACCAAAUUCUUGAAUCAGUUCUAAAACCCUUUUUGUACUAGAUUCUGGCUCCUGUAACGUCAGUACUAAGUCAUCUGCAAAUGCUCUCAAUUUAUAGUGUUUAGUUCCGACCUGUAUACCUUUCACCAACUGGUCCCUUCUAAUCAUGUUCAGCAACACCUCCAGGACCGAAAUAAAGAGAAGAGGGAAAUUGGGCAACCUUGUCGUGUCCCUUUUUCAAUUUUAAGUUCUUCCGUCACAACGUUAUUUACAAUUAAUUUAGCCUUUUGUUCUGAAUAAAUUGCACUUAUACCAUUCUCAAAACCUUGGCCUACCCCCAUACCCUGAAGAUUCUUCUUCAUAAAAUUCCAAGAAAUAUUGUCAAAGGCUUUCUCCGCAUCUACAAAUAUCAACACUGCUUUAGUGUUUAUGUUCACUUCUAAUUUUUCCAAAAUAUCAAUUAUAUUCCUCAGAUUAUCAGACAAGUGUCUUCUUGGGAGAAAGCCCGCUUGGUCCUUAUGAAUCUCUUCCAACAGCACUUUUUAAAAUCUCUUCGCCAAAAUAUCUGCAAAAAUUUUGUAAUCCACAUUAAGUAAUGAUAUUGGGCGGUAGUUCUUUAAUUGUGUCUUUUCAGCCUCUGUUUUUGGUACAAGUGUAAUAUAUGCUUCUUUCCACGACUCUGGUGCCCUCCUCCCCUCCAUUAUUUCGUUGCAGACCUCUUUCAAUGGUUGAAUUAACCAGUCUUUUAAGGAUCUGUAGUAUCUAGAGGUCAAGCCGUCUGGGCCUGGAGAUUUACCCAGUUGCAUAUUUUGAAUGGCACCUUCUAUUUCCUGUUCCGUUAUUCUAUCAUUCAAAAUUAGUCUCUUUUCUUGAGAUAUUUUUUGUAAUCCAUUUGUUUUCAAAAAUUGAUCUAAGUCUGUUUCUUUCACAGGCCCUUGAGUGUAUAGUCUUUUGAAAUACUUCUGGAAACAACUUCUAAUUUCUGCAGGGUUCUGUAUAUUCCUUCCAUCCACUUCUAAAUUCGUAAUCGUAUUUAAUUUUUGUCUCUUUUUCAUUUGCCAUGCCAACAGUUUACCACAUUUAUUAGCCGAUUCAAAAGUCUUUUGUCUCAUUUGUUUAAUUUUCCAUUCUACUUCCUGAUUCAUUAUUUUCAUAUAUUGUACUUGAUAUAACUUUAACUCUCUCAGAGUCUCUUGAGAUUUGGGAUUUACUCGCAAUCUUUUUUCGCAUUCAUUCAUUUUAUUCAUAAUUUUAUCCUUCUUCUCAUUUUGAGUUCUUUUCUUUAUCGCAUUCUGUUGUAUUAAGAACCCUCUCAUCACAGCUUUACUUGCAUCCCAGAUUACUCUUUUCUCCACGUUGGAACUAAGAUUUAUCUCAAAGUAAUCUUUUAAGGUUUUUUGGGCCUUCUUAAGAAAUUCUUCAUCUCUGAAUAAGGUGUCAUUCAUCUUCCAUCUGAAGGAGCCAGUUGGCAUUAGUCUCAUUUCCAUCUUAACAGCAUUAUGGUCGGAGCAAAUUUUUGGGCAGAUUUCCACCUUUUUUGUUUUUGGUGCCAUUCCUCUAGUUAUCCAAAUUUGGUCAAUUCUUGUCCAAGUCAUUUUGGCUUCAGAAAAGAAAGUUCCUUCUUUUGCCAAGGGGUUUCUAAUUCUCCAAAUAUCCACUAAAUCCAAGUUGUCUGUCAUAUCAAAAAAGGUUCUCGGUAGUCUACCAUCUUUGGUGACUACCUGUUUUUGUGCCUUGUCCAUAUAGGUAGAUACCACUCCAUUCAUAUCUCCCAUCAAAAUUAUGUUGUAAUCCAUAUGGUCCAUCAAGGUCUCAUGCAACUUCUUAAAAAAAAUCGGAUUUCCCAUCAUUUGGUGCAUAAACUCCUACGAUCAAAAAUUUUUCUCCCUGUGUUUGAAUUUCAAUUGCCACAAAUCUUCCUUGGUCAUCCUUAAAAACAAAUUUUGGUGAUAAAUUAUCUUUUGCGUAGAUCACAACUCCUCUCUUUUAACUUUAUCCGACGAAAUAAAUUCCUGACCAAGUCUUUUGUUUGUUAACAAUUUCCUGUGCAGUCUCGUUAUAUGUGUUUCUUGUAAACAAAUUAAAUCUAAUUGUUCCUUUUUAAUAUAUGAAAUACUGACUUCCUCUUCUGAGGGAAUUCAAACCCCGACAGUUCCAUGUUAAAAGUUGCAGGGCCAUGAUGUUAUUGUUUUGAUACUCCUCCUACUGCACCUAGUGCCUGUUCCUCGUCCGUCAGUGGUAUCCCUUCUUUCGAGCGAUCUUUUGGUUCCGGAGUUAGUUCUUUUUGUAAGUCUUCUCCGUGGUCUCUGUAGAAUUUAUCUUUGUCGUCUUCCGAUCUUAUUUUCCUCUUCUUUCCCUUGUAGGUAAAAGACAGGCCUUGGGGGAGUUCCCACCUGAAAUUGAUGUUGUUCCUUCUCAGCAGGAUAACCAGAUCUUUAUAUUUUGAUCUGAGCUCCAGAAUAUAUUUCGGAAUGUCUUUGAAUAUUUCCACCCUUUUCUGAUGAAUUUCCAAUGUUUUCCUGAAGUGUAGGCCCAAAAUCUUAUCCCUCUCUUCUUUUGUUCUAAAAGUAAUCAGACAGUCUCUCACUUUCUUUUCUCCUUUUCUCCCAAGUCUAAAUGCGUUUACUAUUUUGAAACUGUCUUUUGCCAGUUCUGGAUCCCAAAAGUCCAAAAAUUCCUGCGUGAGAAAUUCAGCUAAAUUGUCCUUUUCCACCUCUGGUACUGACCUGACCCGAAGAUUUACUUGCUUCUCCCUCAAAUCUAUCAUAGACAGAGUUAGUUUAUGGUCUUCCAAUUGUUUAUGCAAUGUUGGUAAUUCCUCUUGAACCUCCUUAACAUCCGUAGCAGAAGUUGUAGCAAUUUCUUUAGCCUCUUCAGCAAUCUGGCGAGUUGCGGCCGAUUCCUCUAAUAAUUUCUGAAUAGUCUCAGUGUUGGUAUUUAUUUUUGGCCCAAAUUAUUUAUACUUGCUGUAUUUUGAUCAAUCUUCUCACAAGCCUCUGCUACUUGUUGACUUAUUUUACUCAAAGAUUCAUUAACUUUGGCCAAAACUUGAGCAAAGGCUUCUUCACUUGUCGAGCUUUUUACCUUUGAUUGUGCCGAUGAGGCUGUUGUUGAGGUUCCAGAAGGGCCUGAGACCAAAACUCUCCUUUGUAAUCCUUCUUCUAUGCGAAUGUUCCUCCCCGAUCUUGUAGUCGAAGCCUCCGUCUUCUCUUUAUCUGCCAUUCCUUAGAUAAUUCUCAAGGUCAGACACGUAGUUAGAAUUGUACAGUGGAAAUUUCCUUCCAAAUAGUGUGAGAACUCCUCAAGCCUGCUACAGUUUCAGUUGUAAUAAGUUGCAACAGUUCCAGGUUCCACAAGGGGGACACUGUAACAGUCCUAAAAGUUCUUGGAUACUUUAGUUUCCUUCUUAAGUCCCCCUAGUUUGUUUAACAGGGAAUCAAUCUAUCACAGUUUUCAGCUUAAGACCAGGAGAUAUAUAUUCACAAGAUCUUAUCCAAACUUUUUAACCAAUGCAGGACUAGCUGUCAAAAUGUAUUACAAGACAGUACCUCUUUUUUUCCCCUAGGAUCUGGAGAGUCCUUUCCCAGGAAAUUGAGUGAUGGUUUAAUCUCUUCUUUUCCACUCUUAAUAAAGAAAUCACCUCCAAAGAUCUCCCCCUAUUUUCCCUCAACUUAUAGAGGGAAAAGUCCAGGUUCAGUGAUUGGAUUAAAGUCCUCUAAAAACGUCCUUUCCAAAAGCUUCCGUUUUCAAGUUCAAUGCUUUAAGUCUCUCUACAAUAGAAGGAGGUUGACUUCCUUUUUAAACCUCCUCCGUUUUCAGCCUGAUUCCAGAUCUAAUUUGUACAGUUCCAAUUUGAGUAAAUCCUACUCACGGAUCGUUGCUUUCCAAGUCCGAAUUUCAAGAAAGAAAGGCAGCGCUCUCCGAUUGACAGCUUGCGGCUUCACUCCACGAACGAGCAGACAGCCCACAGCACCGCGCUCUCCCCCGCUCCGAUUUCAAGCCCGUUUCUGGGCUUUUUGCCGGGUUGGGGGGGAACACCAAAUGUGCCCGCUGGGUCCCAGGUUCACAGGCUUCCCCCGCCUGUGAUUUUUAGGGGUCCCCCGCUGCGCCGAAGCGGGAUUCGACCCUUUUUUCGUGGGGCUUAUUCCCUCUAACCGAGGGAAUCCGCCAUUAAUCGCUGGCGCCGCCUCCGGAAGUUCCAGCUUGAUAGUGUUUUUGACCCUUUUCAACAAAUCAGCCCCUUUUCCAUAGUCCAGACUAGACUCCAUGUGGUAUUUAAAAAUAUGUUUCAGAUUCCCUCCAAAAUUGAGAGCCCCGACAGCUCCAAACAUUGACGGCCCAUUGCCAGACUCGAAAAGUCCAAAUCUCCCUGUAUAGGAGGGUCUGUCCAACCCCCCAUUUCCAAACCAAACCAAACUUUAUCUUUCCAAGUCUGGUUUUUUCCAAGUUCAUUUGUCAAAUCCAAAAAUUUAUGUUCCUGCUGGGCCGCAGCUCCCUCCGUCUCUGGUGCCCAAGAUUCAGCAACAUCCUCUUCUCUCAGCUGUUCUGUCAUGGCACACUCCUGUUUUAGCUCCUGGGUGGGCUCCAUAUAAUUUCCCGCUACCUGUUCAAAGGUUCUAGCCGCAUGAGUCAUCAAAUCCGUCUUCUGGCUUAACUGAUCCAAUAGGGCAUUUAUUUUGCAGAGAGCACCCAACAGUGCUUCUGAAGACAUUGUCCUGCAAGGUCACAAAUCCUUUCCCACGGUUGUAAUCUGUGGCAGCUGCAAGCUCCCAGGGAUUAGUUACAAUUUCACAGUCCCCCUCUAGGGGGAAAUCUUCUGAUUGCUCUUUCUUUUAAAAACAAUAGCAACAAAGUUUCUUUUUUAAGGUAUUUUGUCCAUAUUUGUUCUUUUUAAAGUGUGAAAGGAAACAAUGGAAUCACUAUGUUUCUCUUCUUUUAACUAUCUGUCAAAAACAUUUGUUUGUUGUCAAUGAGCUUCAAACGUCAAUUCUGACACCCCGCUCCAGGAUCAGGGUGGUGGAAAAUUACUUUGCUUUAAACUCACUUCUGCAGGUUUAAACAGCCCAAAAAAGAUCCCCAUUCUUCUCCUGCUGCCGAAGGGGGGUUCAGCGAUUUUAAAUGAUGAAAACCAAUCUUUUGAAAGUGAUUUUUAAAGCUCUAGUUUAUGUUGUCUUUGCUUUAUUCUGGCUACAAGGAAACGGAAGGCUGACUUCCUGUUUAGACCUUCCCGUUUCAGUACCAAAUUAAAGUAAAUUUUUAAGUCCAAAUUCCUUUCUAUUUCGCCAGUUCUUAUUUAAAGUCCAAAUGUUCAAUGUUCCAGUACUCACGGGUGGUUAUUUUAGAUGCCAAAUUGUCCCAGGAAAAAGGCAGCGCUCUCCGGCAACGGCUAUGUGGCUUCGCUCCGCAGAAAAAGCAAUUGACUCACAGCACCGCGCCACUUCCCCCUCUUCGCUUCGGAGCCCGUUAGUGGGUUCCUUUGCGGGUUGGGGGGGCGCUAAGGGUGCCCGCCGAGUCCCAUGAUCACAGGCUUCAUCCGCCUGUGAUUUUUAAGUGGGUCCCCGCUUCGCCGUAGCGGAAAGGACCAGUUUCGCGCGGAGCUGGUCCCUCCAGUUCAGAGGGAGUCCACCAUUACCGAUGGCGCCACCCCGGAAGUCCAGAGCAGUUAUUAUAGAGGCUUUGGCGAGCCUGAGCAAAUGCAUCCGCCGUGAGUUUAAAAAGGGGAAUGUUACUCUGCUAAAUUGUGGAACUUGUUAACACAAGUUGGAAAGGCUAUAAUCAGACAAUAUAUCCUCUCCUGCAUCCCCCCCACGGGGGUUGGUCUGCAUGACCCUCGGGCGUCCCUUCCGACUCUCUCUCUCUGCUCCCCCAGCCCCUUCCCGGCCUGAGCAGCCCCUCUCUGUCCCCACAGCCAGCACUGCAGGGCCGUCCUGUACUGCUCUGAGCGCUGCCGCAAGCUGGACUGGAACCGCAGCCCUGAGGACAUCGGGCACCAGUUCUGGUGCCAGCGCAUGGCUGGGUACAUGAGUCGCAUCCGGGAGCUGGCCACCCUUCCUUUCACCUUCGCAGCAGGUGGGCAGCUGGGGCGAGGGCCCCUCAUGGCACAGCCUGGGGUCGGGGGUCAGGCGCUGGGGGGGAGACAGAGUCUGGGGUCCUGAGAGGCUGAGCCCCCCCACCUCAUCUUCCCCGCUUGUUUCCCUUGCAGAGGUGACCAGCGAGAACUUCAACAAAGAGGGCUUCCUCUCUGCCAGGGGUCUGACCCGCGGCUACUGGGCCGGAGAGAGCAUGCUGGUCAGGGCGCCCGACUACGGCGUGGGGCUCCAGGGGGGUCCCGAGAAGCCUGUGCCCUUCCUGCAAAGCGGUGAGGGGGCAGUGGGCCUGUUGGGCAGGCGUGUGUGUGUGUGGUGCAGACCCACGGAGUCCAGGUGGGGUGGACAGAAGGGGGGGCCAGGAGCCUCUACCCCACCUCCUUCACAGCAGGACUGGGGGGCAUCGAAGCAGCUGGGUGAAAUCCUUGCGAGUGAAACUGUGGGACUCCCUCCCACCGGAGGCAGUCUUGCUUCCAGAUGCCUGCUGCUGGAAACCGCAGGAAGGGAGAGCGGCUCUUGUGCUUGGAUCCUGCUUGUGGUUUCCCCAUUGCACUAGGUGGGCCAUUGGCCUGAUCCAGCAGGGUGCUUCUUUUGGCCCUGUGGAGCUUCCAUGCCCAGAAGCAGUCUAUCUGUGUUCCUAGAUUCAUAGGGGGUAUUUAUCCACUGCAAGAACUGGAGGCUGAACUAGAUGGGCCAAUGGCUCUUCUGGAUCAGUCCAAGAUGUCUGGGCCGUCUGGGGCAGAGGAGAAGAUGGCGCCUCUCCUUGUCUUCCUCCUCCCCCCAAUUCCUUGCACAGAAGCUGCCUGGACUGGCAGUCGAAACUCACUUCUGCGGGGCAAUGGGGCAGCAGCUCCUGUCCCCUGGAGUGGGGCUGAGGGGAUUCCACAUGCUUGUGGGGUGCACAACCAGCUGUAUGGCACCCACAGUUCUCUCGAACAGAGGCAAAUGAUUGGGGGGGUGCCACUACUGCCCCCUCUCUUCUCUGCCAUCUCCCGGCUCCCUCUGCCUAAGGCUGGGGCAGCUCCAUUGCCCUACAACCUUGACAUUCCCUUCCCUGACCAGCCUUUUUCUCACCCCCCUAGGGAACCCCUUUGAGGCGCUACGGCCGGAAGGAGGGAUGGCUCUUCCGCCAGCCCCCCCAGAGCCUCCCAUGCCCCGGACAUUCUUUGGUGAGACAGGAGGUCGGGGGAGGGGGAGUCAGAGCUUGCAUCUUGUAACUGAUGUACACAAGGCCUUUUCAAUGGUGGCUCCCCACUUGCAGCAAGCUUUCUCCAGGGAGGCUUGCCAGGUGCCGUAAUUACACAUCUAUAGGCACUGGGGUGUGUGUUUGGGGGGGGGGAAUCCUUUCAGAUUGGGCCUUCAGCUUUUAAUCAUCAAUGGCCUUUUUGCCUGGGUGAAAUGAUUGAAUCUAGGUUUUCUAAAAGAAGAAGAUUGUCUUUUAGAUUUAUAUGCCUGUCUUAACAUCCAUAUGUGCCUGUUUUUUGCUUAAAAUAAUGCAAGUUGCUUUGAAUCGCCCUGACAAAAAAGCGAUGGCUAAAUCUGAUUAAUAGCCAUCCUACUAUCUGGGGAAAGGGGACGGGCCCACUUCUCUGACUCGCUACUGCCCCCCCUUCCCACAGGGUCCUGGAAGGAGUAUUACCAGUGGCGGAGGCUGCCCCUCGGAGCCCCUCUGGCCGUCCUCCUCAGCUACCCCCUCACUGCCUACUACAUCAUCACCCAGCUGGCCCCUCAGCACUGUGAGUAUCGGGGGUAGGCCCCAGCCUCCUGCAGGGUUUGUAACAUACAUGAAACAGAGAGAGAACGGGUGUAAGAAGAGGCGAGGAAUUAAAAGACGAAAAGUAAAGCUGUAAAAUGGGUGCAUGGAAUAAGUGCAGCCGCACAGGAGUCAAAGGAACAAGUAAAGAGAAUUAUCGGCAUUAUCAGUUCUGGUUCCAGGUCUUCCAGGCUUGCCUUGAAAAGGGCGGUUCUGUUAUAUAUGCUGUAAAGGGAAUUCCAGGUCAUACAAAAGGUGUCUGCCAGUUCUAGUCCUCAUCGAUAUACCAAAUUAUGUGUGAUUCUCUCCAUAGUACCUCUGUUCCGGCGACUAAGCUGUAAGAUUCGGACACUGUUCCCCAUUGACUUGCAAUUGCUAUUUGUUCUGCCAAGAUCGUAGAUAAGGCCAACUCUUUUGACUUUAUACCAACAUCGACAUCAUCGAAAAUAUUCAGUAGCAUUAAUUUUGGGCAGCAAACCAUAGUUUCUUUCGGAAUACUUAUCCUCCCUUCCAAAACCCCCACCUGGCCAUGAAGCUCACUGGGUGACCUUGGGGGCCAGCCACUGCCUCUCUUAGCCUAACCUUCUUUGUGCAGCUCAGAGUUAACCUGUGGAACUCCCUCCCACAGGGAUGGGAGGCAGGGAUGGCUGUAAAAGAGGACGGGACAAAUUCAUGAAGGAAGAGAGGGUUGUUGGUGGCUCCUAGCCAGGAUGGCUCUGCCCUGCCUACAAGGUCAGAGGCAGCGAUGCUUCUGAAUCCCAGUUGCUAGAAACCUCAGGAAGCGGGAGCUGCUCUUGAGUUCAGAUCCUGCUUGUGGUCUUCCCAUAAUGGGCCCUAUUGAGAAUCCUCUAUUUCUCAGGGGCGUUGGGUCCCUGUGAGAGGAGGGUGAUGGGCCAGAUGGGCCACAGGCCUUAUGAAGCAGGUUCUCCUGAUGUUCUUCAAGUCAACAAAGCUUUCCAAAGGUCCUUUGUGACUCCUGGUCUCCCCCCUCCUUUUCUUCUCCCUCCAGUUCCCGAGCUGAACAUCCUGAACAAGCAGUCUCUCAAGAUCCACGUGGUAGAGGCAGGCAAAGAAUUUGGGGUUCUGAUGGUCUUCUGGGUACGUGAUGGGUCUCCCCAGCGGGGCAGAGGCGCAAUUGGGUGUGAGGGAGGGAGGGUUGAGGGAGAGCUGGGCAAACUGGUACCACUGGUUCUGUAGCCCAAGGGUUCUCUGGGCAGGAAUUCCUUUCUAUCUAUUUCUUAUUGAAACUUACGGAUACACAAUUGGAAAAAAGAUCAUGCAUCUUUGUUCUAAUAUAUGAUUACAGCAUCAAGACUUUUAAUAUGCACAAAGGUGGAAAGACUCGCCGUUGCCAUCACUGGAGGAACGGUUAUUAAAAUAAUUGGACUUAGCCGAGAGGGCAAAAUUGACAUAUUUAAUUUGAGAAAAAUCAUUGCCAACAUUUACUAAAUAUUGGAAACCUCUCAUAGACUUUCUGCAAGUUUGGCCAUCACUGGUUUAGAGUAAAGAACAAUCAGCCAGCAAAAAGCUCAGAGAGCUCUUCCUGCUUUUCUAAAGCUUCAUGGAAAAUCCAGAGACAUUCCCAUUCUGCAUGGGACAAUGACAAUAAAGAUAUCGUAUAUCAUAUAUCGUAUCGUAUUUCAGUGUGAAUUAAACCAAUUAUAUGUAACAGGAAGUACAGGAAGUUUGCUAACAUUCAUCCAUUUUCUCUUUUCUGACCCCCUUCCCCCCUGCAGGAGUUGUCGGUGCUGCUGCCCCACGUCUCUCUGGAGCUUCUGUUUGUGGGGGACGCCCUGCCCCCCCAAUUGGACGGCCAGCAGUUUCUCCUUCAGAGGGAUGUGAGUCUGCCUCUGCGGAGAGGGGGGAGGGCCACCAGGGGCAGAUCUACUAAGCAACCAAUGAGGCUUCAGCUUCAGGGACCCUGAUCCCCUCCCAAAGUAACUUUAGACCACAUUGCGUAAAUUUUUUAGGUCUGGUAGUCCAUAUUUGAGUCACACAAAUCAAAAACGGUAAGGCAGAUAAAUUUUUUAUUCACACCAGGGACUUUGGACACGUGAGAUAAUCCAUUACAGCAAUUUUAAUCCAAAUCUUAGGUGUAGUAGUUUAUUUUAUGUGAUGAUCUGUCAUGAAACAACCCCACAGUAUUCCCCUGAUCAACCAGGCUUGUAACUCCAUUAAAAAUAAAUAAAUAAAUAAAUAAAUAAUAACAAUAACAACAAUGAUAAUAAUAAUAAUAAUAAUAAUAAUAAUAUUUAUUUAUACCCUGCCCACUCUGGGCAGCUUCCAACAAAAUAUUAAAAUAUAAUAACCUAUUCCAACAUUAAAAGCUUCCCUAAACAGGGCUGCCUUCAGACAUCUUCUAAAAGUCUGGUAGUUGUUUUUUCCUAUGACAUCUGGUGGGCAGGUGCCACUACCGAGAAGGCCCUCUGCCUGGUUCCCUGUAACUUCACUUCUCACAAUGAGGCCUGACUUGUUUUUGAGAAAUCCAUGCUGGGUCUCAGUAAUCACAGCAUUGUUUUCUAAGUGUUCACAGACUGUUGAAUUAUCUGUUCUAUGUCAAGUUCACCGGUUGGUAGUUACCUGGGAUUUAUCCCCCCCCCCCCUUUUGAAGAUGGGGACAACAUUUGCCCUCCUCCAGUCUGUAGGAACCUCACCUGUUCUCCAAGAACAUAGACAAAGGCUCUGAAAUUACAGCCUCAAACUCCUUUAUUACCCUUAAAUGCAACUCAUCAGGCCCUGGAGAUUUGAAUUCAUUUAAAGUAGCUACUGUAGGCGUCGUAUUUGCCAUCCUGUAUUAAAACCUCCAUUAAAUAAGGUCCUUCUUUAAUGUUACCUAAAUCUUCCAACAUUCAGCUUCAUUGGGUGUCCACGGAUUCUCGUGGCACCAGAGAGGGCAGGAAACUUCUCUCUAUUCACUUCCUCCUGGUUGUUCUUAGCAUCCAUCUGUUGCCUCUGCUGGGUUUUCUUUCCCACUUUUAUGGGAAGCAGAGCUGGGGUUCACUUAAGAAGCUCAGAAAAACCUGGCCGCUGGAUCAAGCCAAAGGGGCCCCAGCUAGUCCAACAUCCUGCUCUCAUAGCGGGUGACCAAUUGCCACCUGUAACAGCAACAAUAACGGCUGGGUUGCCCAUGGCAAACCCACAACCAGGAUUUUCCCUUCCUGUGGUUUCCAGCAUGUGGCAUUCAGAAGCACUGCUACCUCUGACCGUGGAGGCAGAGCAGAGCCCAUUGAUAGCCCUCUUCUCCUUCAUGGAUUUGCCUCAUCCUCAUGGAAAACCACCCCAGUUGGGGGCCAACGCUGCCUCCUGUGGGAGGGAGUUCCAGAGGUUAACUCUGCACUGAAUUAGGGGCUCCCUCGAUCUGACAGAAGCACUUUGUGAAUCCCCUCCUUCUCUUCCCCCCUUCCAGGAGGAGCAAGGUGUCUCUGUCUGGCCUGGCCGGGCCCGCCGAUGCAAAGGGGGGCGGCGUGAACUGCAGUUUGGGUUCAGUGCCCGCCCCUACCACCUCCUGCAGGCGCCCAAACCGGACCUGGUCAUUGGUGAGAAUAAAGGGGGAAGGGGCCAGGAGAGGGCGGGAAAGUGGGGAGGGGGUGCAGGGAUGGGUUGGGCUGCUUGGCCAGAGAAUGAGGCAAUGGCAGGGGUGGGGGUAAGAAAGAAUCCAGCUGAAAAAUGGGGAGAGGAGGCUGUCUCUAUCUGAUGCAGAGAGUUCCCCAUGUUAACACACCCCUUUUGUCCAGGGUUCAACUCUGGAUUUGCCCUCAAGGAGACUUGGCGGAGUUCUCUGCCGCGACUUCAGGUAAGCCGAGCCCACUCAUCACACAGUACUUAGAAAGGAGUCUCCCCCUCAAAACUCCUCCCUCCAUCCUGUGGAAUGACAUCACUGUGACAUCAUCUCUUGACAUCACGGCCAUUGGAUACAGUACUUUGGCCCAGCGUACAGCGUUGUGACGUCAGACACGCCUUUGCUCUGCUUCUGAAGUGAUGGCGUCUCCCGUCUCCCGAGCCCAAUUCUCCAGUUGUGAUCAGGCCUUUGCUAUGAUGCUGUGACCAACUGACACCAUGUAACUGCCUCAGAGCUGGUGAAAUAACUGCCCCGGGGUUGGCGGCAAUUCACAGGCAUUUGUCUUCCAGGCUGAAUUUUGAUUCUAGAAAUGCAGGCAUUGAAAAUCUUGCAGAACUCCAAAUUAGGAAUGCAGCUGAAUUUAGAGGAUUCAGAGAAAAGAGUAGUAAAUGGUCAGCUCUGGCUGUUUAUCAGCAGAACUGCAGAGUUUUUUGGGAAACGGAAGGCACACGUACAAAAACAACCUAUUCCUUUUCAAAACUGAAGUUUGACAGCUCCUGGUCUCAGCAUGGAACCUUCAUGGUUUCUGGGACAUAACAGCUCUGUACAAAAUAGCUCCUGGGGCAGCAGAAGCCAUGGCAGAGGCAGUAGGGUGUACUGGUUAGACUGCUGGCAGAAACCGGUGUUCAAAUCCCCCCAUGAAGCUCCCUGCGUGUGACCUCGAGGCGCCACCUGUUAGCCUAGCCGACCUCACAGGGCAGGAGAACCAUGCCACCCUCAGCCCCUUGGAGGGAGAGCCAGGCUGUAAAUGCAGCAAGUACAUAAAUGCAUGAAGUACAGGCCAUUAUACAGGCAAGGGAGACACCCCUCUUGAGUGAUGGAGCUGCCAGGUCCUUGUCCCCUCACUUCUCUCUUCCUCCCUCUCUCCAGUGGUUGUGUAGUGGUUACGAGGGGUGGACUCGUAAUCUGGUGAGCCGGGUUUGCUUCUCCGCUCUUCCACAUGCAGCUGCUGGGUGACCUUGGUCUAGUCACACUUCUCUGAAGUCUCUCAGCCCCACUCACCUCACAGAGUGUUUGUUGUGGGGGAGGAAGGGAAAGGAGAUUGUUGGCCGCUUUGAGACUUCUUAGGGUAGUGAUAAAGCGGGAUAUCAAAUCCAAACUCUUCUUCUUCUUCUUCCACCUUGCAGUCCCUUCGGGUGCCGGCCUACUUCACCGAAUGCAGCGAGUACAGCUGUGCCGUGGAUGAGGCCGCCGUCUCCAUGGCGACGGGGGGCAGCGCCAGCCCUGCCCAGAUCAACCCUUUCCGGUCGCCUUUCCGCCAGGCCGGAAUCGACAACGCCAUGCCCUGGUGGGUACCCCAGCUGUGGUUCUGGCAAAGCCGCUCACUUCUGACCUCCCCCCCCCCCGCCCCAGAAGGUAAUUUUGGAUGUCCCUGACCCCAGUCCAUAAAGCGAUUGAAAGGGGCGACCUCUUGACCUCUGACCAAUGUCCUGCUGACUCCUGGCCUGGUCAGUUUUUGUCCACCAUGGGGAAAGCUUCCCAACCACCUUUGUCUUUUUGCCUCCAUCUUUAUGGCACUCCCCCCACCUCCAGCAAUGCUGGAGUUGGGCUAGAUGGCCCUUGGGGGACCCUUCCAACUAUGGUUCUUUCUCCUCCUUUCCAGGAACUGAACCCUCUGGUUCUGCAACUCCCCUAAAUUUGCACCCUUUGCCAACAUCCAUCCAUUCAUUGAAAGUUCCCCGGACCUCUAGGGUAGCAGACUAGAAAUCCCCCAUCCAACAGCACCUUUUAACAUGAACAGCACGGAUUCCUAGACUCACAGAAUCCUGGAACCGUAGAGUUGGAAGGGGCCGUGAGGAUCAUCUAGUCCAACCCCUGCAAUGUAGGAAUCUUUUCCCAACGUGGGACUCAAACCCCUGACCCUGAGAUUGAGAGUUGCCUGGUUUCUGACUGAGCUGUAACCCAAGAAAGACACGCAGUUCCGGAUAAGGAGGCCUUUGAAGCUUUUUUAUGCUUAGUGCUAAUUCAUAUUAGUAUUAACAAGUCAUCAUGCUGGCUCAAGCCACACAGAUUUCAAGGGGGAGGAAGAACGUCAGGAUCAGGCCCAAGGGGCCCCACCUGGGCCAGCCCAGCCUGUCCUCGCAGUGGUCAACUACCCUCAGGAACCGAGGAAGCCAGAUAGACUGCCUCUGUGCCUGGGAGGUCCCAUGAGGACGGUUGCCUCAGGCCCCAGGGGACCCGCCCUGCCCAGCAUUUUGCCCCAUAGCGGCCAAGAAGGCGCCCCAAAGGGAAGAAGCCCACAAGCGGAAUCCGAGCACAACAGCUCUCUGCUUUCCUACAGUUCCCAACAAAACUGGAUAGCUCAUUCUUUAAGAGCGUAGGGCUGAUAACGCCAAGGGUUGCCGGUUCAAUUUCCGCAAGGGGCAGCUGCAUAUUCCUGCAUUGCAGGGGGUUGGACUGGGUGAUCUUCAAAGGCCCCUCCAACUCAGUGAUAAAUUCUAUGAUAACCUCUGGCAGAGGAGACCAGUGUGGCUCAUAAUGGUUGAUAGCCUCUUCCUCCAGUCCAUGAAAUUGCCUAAUCCUCUCCCAAAGCAGUGCAAGUCCUACCCCAAGAUUCCAGAAAUGUGUGGCCGCCACCGAGAGGGCCCUGCUCUCCCAUUCACCCCUCUGCCGCCUCUCGCUGCCAGGUACUCCAACGCCUUCAUCUUCCACCUGAUCUACAAGGCAUCCUCAGCCAGCAACCACCGGCAGACCCCGCCCCUCUGCCCCAGGCCCUGCCACCCAGCGGGAACGCUGACCCCCCCGAGGCAGCCCGGAGCAGGCGCAAAGAGAAGAGGCAGAUCCGGGCGGCAGGGCGGCGGCGCAAGUGAUAGGGGUGUGGAGCAUAGAAGGGACAGGGCAAGGCAGGCAAAAGAAUAAACAGGAAUGGGCCAACGGCGCUUCCGUUUCCUCUCUGGCACAACUGCCCUCUGGGGGAGGGGCCCGCACAAAGGGUGGCGCCCUUGAGAGAUCUGUGGGUCACCGCCCUCUGUGCUUCAAAAGCAGCACGUCUGCCAUUUUGGGGGGAGGCCUGAUCCCUGCACGUGCUGCGUCUUCCAAGGUUUCGGAUCAGUUUUGCAAGAGCCCCCAAGCUCCUUCCGGUUCCUUUAAUGUGGCUAAGAAUAGGGGCAAGCGAAUCUCAAACAGGCAAAGGAAUUUCAGAAGGGAGAAAUGAAUUUCAAUAGGGGCAGAUGUGAAAUUUUGCACUUAGGCAGGACGAACCAGAUGCAAAAGGAUUUAGGGGUCUUGUGAACACAAGCUUAACAUGAGUCCACAGUGUGAUGCAGCAGCAGCAAAAAAAAAAGAUAGUCACUGUUAGCUAGGCUGCAUCAACAAAAGUAUAGCAUCCAAAUAAGUGUAAGUAAUAGUCCCACAUGAUUCUGCCUUGGCCAGACCUCACCUGGAGUCUUGUGUCUAGUUCUGAGCACCAUCAUUCAAGAAGGAUGUUGACAAGGUGGAAUGGGAGCAGAGGAGGGUGACCAAGAUGAUCAAAGGUCUGGAAACCAAGACUUAGGAGCAGCAGUGGGGGGAGCUGGGGAUGUUUAGACUGCAAAAUUCUUGACUUAGAGGAGACAGGAUAGUGAUCUUCAAGUAUCUUCACGUGGAGGAUGGAGCAAGCUUCAAGUUAGAAGAAAGCUGAUUCCAAUUGAACAUCAGGAAGAACUUUCUAAUGGUAGGAACAGGUCAGCUGUAGAAAGGACUCCCUAGAAAGGUGGUGGACUCUCCUUCCUUGGAAGAUCUGAAGCAGGUGGUCAUCUUUCAUGGGUUUCUGUUGAGAUUUUUGCAAUGCAAGUGGCUGGACUAGAUUCUACAAUUCUCCCAGCUAGCUCUUUGAAAGGGAGUUCGGGCUGAAGCCCUUUCCUCAUUUCAAGCACUGAUAUGGUUUCUCCCCACUAUGAGUUCUUUGAUGGCAAGUGAGACUGGACCUCUGCCUGAAGCUCUUUCCACAUUCCAAGCACUGAUAUGGUUUCUCCCCUGUAUGAAUUCUAUGAUGGGACGUGAGAUGGCAGCUGUCACGGAAGGUCUUGCCGCACACCAAGCAAUUAUAUGGUUUCUCCCCACUAUGAGUUCUUUGAUGUGAAGUGAGACUGACUCUGUAGCUGAAACUCUUUCCACAUUCCAAACACUGAUAUGGCUUCUCCCCUGUAUGAAUUCUUUGAUGGGGAGUGAGACUUGUCCUGUGAAUGAAGCUCUUUCCACAUUCCAAGCACUGAUAUAGCUUCUCCCACUAUGAGUUUUUUGAUGGUGAGUGAGACUUGCCCUGUGAAUGAAGCUCUUUCCACAUUCCAAGCACUGAUAGGGUUUCUCGCCUGUGUGAAUUCUUUGAUGGGAAGUGAAAUAAUCUUUCCGAUUGAAACUCUUUCCGCAUUCCAAGCACUGAUAGGGUUUCUCGCCUUUGUGAAUUCUUUGAUGGGAAGUGAGAUCGGAGCUAUGACUGAAG
This is a messenger RNA of Podarcis lilfordi (Lilford's wall lizard), 22639 nucleotides long. Lineage: Eukaryota; Metazoa; Chordata; Lepidosauria; Squamata; Lacertidae. The record is from the annotation of a GenBank genome assembly.